UCCAGAAACAUGGCGGCACCUGUUAGUAACAACUCAGGCUGUUGGGUCUCCCCAGAGGUUUAUAAACACCACGAACAGCGGAAAGUAUGCAUUUCUCGACCAAAAUAUAGAGAGGGAAGGAAAGCGAAAGCUGUUAAGGUGUACACGAUCAACUUAGAGUCUCGUUACCUGAUGGUCCAAGGGGUCCCAGCCAUUGGGGUGAUGACAGAGCUGGUCCAGCUGUGUGCCCUGUACGGAGCCGUGGAGGAGUACAGGCCCCUGGACGAGUACCCCGCUGAGGAGUUCACGGAGGUCUACCUUGUCAAGUUCCAGAAACUCACCAGCGCCAGAGCGGCCAAACGACACAUGGAUGAGAAGGGUUUCUAUGGUGGUGUGCUGCAUGUGUGCUACGUCCCAGAAUAUGAGACUGUGGAAGACACCAGACUAAAGCUGCAGGACCGGAGGAGAUACAUCAUCAGGGCUGUUCAGAAUAAAGCAAGAGAAAAGCAACAGAAGGAGGCAGUAAACGAGGAGCCCUCGUCAUCAAACACAGCCACCACAUCAAAGACGAUCAUCACCAGACAGGAUAAAGCCUCUGACAAAGAUAAUACAUGGGAGACUUCCAACAUUAGCCGUUAUUCAAGCUUUCCUCUACUGCCUGUACCCCCCCAGGAACAUCAUUACUACGGACAUAAAAGCGAACAGAGGACUAUACCAACAGCGGAUAAAAUGGGGACAUUACAUAAUGCCAUCACUUACACAAAACAGCAGCCAGAAGAGAGUUUAAGCUCCAUCCAAACCUCUUCAGACAGGGACAGAGGCACAGAACACAGACUGACCUCACAUCAAUCUUCUGCAGUCAGAUUUGUCCCAAGGACCGCACACUUAGAGAACAGAAAACGCAGGAUGGAAGAGGCUGCGGAGCUCUCGCUGACUGAUGUUACUGGAAACAGUGAACCACUUAUUGGACCAAAGCUACCAGAACCACCUAAACUAGACAUGGAGGAUGAGUCACUGAACACAACUGUCAACCUGAUCAGGAACACACUGAAACAGGUGGAAUCGAUUCCUGACCUCAAACCAGUGCAGAAAAAGCCGAAACCUCGUCGUCGGAUUUGAUCAAGCAAGCUGCCUCGAUGGACUGGACAGAUUAUACUGCUACUACAGUUUCACUUGGCAGCAUGUUUUUAUUUGCAAAUUACAUCACAGUGCAAAAGCUGUUAACAUUUCUAUUAAAGAAAAUAUAGAUGAAAA
Messenger RNA from Morone saxatilis (striped sea-bass), 1233 nucleotides. RefSeq names its product RNA binding motif protein 48 (gene rbm48). The transcript is spliced from 5 exons. The coding region runs from base 10 to 1098 and encodes 362 amino acids. The record is from RefSeq and is a predicted model, not a curated record. Gene Ontology annotation, cellular component: nucleoplasm. Gene Ontology annotation, molecular function: nucleic acid binding. NCBI's taxonomy places the organism in Eukaryota, Metazoa, Chordata, Actinopteri, Moronidae.